AUGAAGACCCAGAAGGCCGACCCCCCCGGGGGCCCGACGCCAAGCUCCCCCACCCCCCACCAACGGAUGUCUGGCUUCAGCCUGCGGGGACAAAAGAAGGAGGGCCUGAUCCGCGGCAAGCUGCGCAUUCGCUCCAUGCCAGGAGCCUUCCUGGUGCUGGGGGUCAUGGUGGUGUUGGUGGGCACGGCCCUGGCAGUGGCUGGGUACUGGCCCUACCGGACCCACCGUUCCCAGCUGCUAGGAGUUGGCCAACAAGGCUCUGGUUCUGUAGAUGGUGCAGGAGGAGGUGGAGGUGGAGGUGGGGGUGUCUCUGAGCCCCAGUCAUCCGGUUGGAGCCUGGGGGCUAAGAGCCUCCUGACCACGGCCAAUCUGAUCCACAGUGAGAGGAUGAAGCUCCUGGGACCGGUCAUCAUGGGUGUGGGGCUGUUCAUCCUCAUCUGUGCCAACACGGUGCUGUACGAGAACCGCGACAGGGAGACCCAGGUGCUGCUGGCCCAGAUGCGGAGCGUCAUCUGCUCGGUGUCGGCGGCCGUGCCCUCGGCCGACCUCUCAGACAUGGCAGCAGCCAACUCCAUGGCCAGACACUACCAGUGGGUGAGCAGUCUGCCCGCCGCCCACCUUAACAUCCUCUAUCUGCAGCAGCUGGCCAGCUUAGAGCCCCUGCUGCAGACGACCAGAGACAGCAGGCAGGAGGACAGGGCAGCUGACUGUACGUACCAGCAGGCCACCUUACAGACAGAGGCACUACACCACCAGGAGUCAGCCUCCACCCCUUCCCUCCACUCCUCCCACUCCAACUCCUGCAACUCCAGCAAGACUGACUUCAACACGCAGAGGGCCGGUGGUGCUGGUGAUCCAGGGGUAGGGGGCUUCAGCCCGGACCCCCAGCCUGCUCACCUCUUUAAGCUCAACAACUACCUGGUGUCAGCCAGCUCCAUGUCCUUGUCCACUCUGGGAGGGGAUGACUGGGAGAGGUCGGAGGUCACAGCCACGCUGCCCAGGCGCUCCCACAGUCUGAGCUACAGGACUAACCCCGGCCCCCACGGGCCCCACGGGCCCCAGACUGUAAUAUGUCUACAGGAAGGGGCCAUGCGACCCAGGGGACCUGGGGCAGACCCAGAGAUAGUGCGGGCCAAGCCCACGCGGAGGGAGCCCAGCUCAGACGCGUGUGUGAACAUGGUUGGGUGUGGAGGUGGAGGUGUGGAGCCCCCGGAGCUCACUCCCGUAGAGGAGCAGAGGCACCGCAGCUGGCCCCGGUUAGACCUGGGCUGUGCCCGCAGGUACCUGAAGCUGGACAAUAAGGAGGACUCGGUGGACAGACUGCUAGACCAGUUGGAGCAGCAGUGUUCUCAGUGGGAUAACAGUUUCGGCUCAGGGCCUUUUCAGUGAGAGCCAGUAAAGGCCCCAUAUCUCAACAUGGCCCCAUAUCAGGGCCCUCUGUUUAAAAAAAAAAAAAACAGCUUAUAGAGAAAGAUCCUCAUGGAUGCUGAUAUAUCGACUACCGGGAGUAGGAGCUUUUUCUGUUGGAUCAUAAUUGUGCACUAUUUUCACUGACUCUUGAAACCGAGAAGGGAGGCUAUAAAAGAAACUAUUCUAGUGAAAUUCAGUCUGUGUGACGCUGAAUUCCUCUCUCUUGGGAUACACAGUACAAUGAUGAGGAGCUUCCAAUCUAAAGAUACAAACCUUUUAGAAACCUUGUUUCUCGGACUUCCCAUGGCGUGGAUAUAUAAACACAAGCGUUGGAGGACUGCAGAUGAAUUGGUUCAGUUUGGCAGACAUCAUAUCUGAAGAGGGGAACAAUACACACAUUGUCAUUAGAUGAUUUGCCAGUCUGUUCACUGGGUGGCAGUUAGGCUUGGCACUUGGCAGCAAUGUGGAGGAAUCAAUUUGUCUUUCAUUGGCAAAGCGUUGCUUGUUUUCAGGACACCGCAAGCACAUCAUAAUGUGGGAGGUAGAAACACAUUCUAAUGAGCGACUGUCUUCACUUUGCAAUCAAUUUAAAAACCAACUACUCUGAUCCGGUGAGCGCCAUAUGUGCUACUGAUAACAGCUAGUGAAAUAAAAGAUAUGUCCCAGAGACCAAAACAGGUUCAUAAUAAAGAUGUAAUGUGUAAUCUACAUAGUUAUGCAGAAUAAUGGUUCAAUUGGCUGUGUGUCAGAAAAAGAGAUCGUUAAUGAUAGGUUGGUAACGCUUUAUUUAAAUGGCACGUACAUAAGGACUUCAUAACACAUUCAUAAACAGUACGUAAGCAUUUAUGAAGUAUUAUGUAUGGCUUAAGAAUGUGUAAUAAAUCCCUUUAUGUAGGUACCCUUUAACAACUAUGUUGUCCGUUUGCUGUAGUUCUAUUGGUUAUUUCCAAGACCCUAUUCCUUAUAUAGUGCACUACUUUUGACCAGCACUCAUGGUGUUCUGUAAAGGGCAGGGCUCUCCGACCCUGUUCCUGGAGAGCUACUGUCCUGUAGGUGUUAACUCCAACCCUGUUCCUGGAGAGCUACUGUCCUGUAGGUGUUAACUCCAACCCUAAUCUAGCACACCUGAUUCUAAUAAUUAGCUGGUUGAUAAACUGAAUCAGGUUUAUUACAACUGGGGUUGGAGCGAAAAACCUACAGCAGGGUAUCUCUCCAGGAACAGGGUUGGAGAGCCCUGGGAAUAUGGUGGUAUUUGUGACGCAGCCCCAGGUGAAUCAGCGGUGAGGAACCACACCCCCCCCCACCCUCCCACUUCCUCCUGUCUACCGUUCCAAAUGGCACCCUACUCCUUACGUCUGUAUAGGGAAUAGGGUGUGAUUUGGCCCUAGAGUUUACGAGGAGAGGUCAAGCCUUCCUCCAUCCAAUACAGGUGAGGGAAUGGAGGACAGACAAGUCAGUCUCAACACUGUCUCUCUCUGAUUUAGUGGAAUGAAAUGGUCAGUGUUUUUGCAUGCAGUUGGGGUGGGUGGGGCUACGUGAUUAAGACAUGUCUGGUUCCCUAGAGGACAAGACCACCCCCCCCCACCCCCCCACGCGCACACACACACACACACGCACACACGCUGGAUGAUGUGGAGAGAAGGCUCCACUGUGUUUGCAAUGCCACAGUCUCUCUCUCUCUCUCUCUCAAGUGUUGCCCGUAUUGUAUGGCAUGUCAGUGUGACAAUUGGUGUUCUAAAUGUACAGUAUUACCAAGCAAUAUCAGUAGGUCUGACAGAACAAUUAUUGUCUGUGUCUGGCCUGUAGACCCACAUACCAUGCCUGUGUUUCAAAUAUAAGGACAAGCAAAAAAACAAAAAAAAAAACAUCCUUGUGUUGUCGGUGGUUUCAUUUGUUCAAAUUUGGGGUAUGUAUGUGCCGUCAUUAUGUCUGUGGUCAACACUGAUGACCCUAUUCCUCACACUGAUGACCCUAUUCCUCACACUGAUGACCCUAUUCCUCACCAGACCAGGGGCUCCGCGUCUCAUUCUUCCUCACAGCUCUAGGAUGUCCGCCUGGGAUGUGAAGCGGCGAACCUCCCAGCGGUCACCAGGCCGGUCCCACAACUACACUACAGCCAAUCAGUAG
Molecule: messenger RNA, 3537 nt
Organism: Coregonus sp. 'balchen'
Lineage: Eukaryota; Metazoa; Chordata; Actinopteri; Salmoniformes; Salmonidae
Source: the annotation of a GenBank genome assembly